CAGGAAACCAGCAGUGAUGGACAAAUGAAAGCAUGUAGACUAUUAAGAAACUCUUCUGGAUGAUUUUCUUCUCACAUACACAGUCUUCAUGACGACUGAUGACUUGUGCCAGGCACUUCUGAGGCACUAUUGUGCUAAGAACCAGCAGGGUAAAGAAGAAGACUCUGAUGUAUCCUGUAGGAAAAGAAAAGUCUUGCAUUUGGUGUCUCAAUGGACUUCUCUCUACAAAGACUGGUUACAUGAAGACGAGCAUUUAAAACAAUUUUUGAAGACAAUAUACAGGAAUGUGUUAGAUGAUGUGUAUGAAUAUCCCAUUCUUGAGAAGGAGCUGAAAGAAUUUCAAAAGAUACUUGGAAUGCAUCGUCGUCACACUGUGGAUGAAUAUUCACCUCACCGAAAGAAUAAAACCUUUUUCCACCAAUUCAGUCUGAAAGAGAACUGGUUGCAGCACAGAGGAACCAUGAAUGAAACAGAAGAAAUUUUCUGCCGUGUAUAURUAACAGAGCACUCCUACGUCAGUGUGAAAGCUCAAGUAUCCACUUCAGCUCAGGAGAUACUGAAGAUCGUAGCAGAAAAGAUCCAGUACAGCGAGGAGGAGCUGGCGCUGGUUAUCGUCACCUUCUCUGGUGAAAAGCAUGAACUACAACCAAAUGACCUGGCUAUCUCAAAAUCUUUCGAGUCAUCCAGUCGCAUGUUUGUCUACCGAAAAGAUCUGACUGAUUCCUUGAAUCCAUUUGCUGAAAACGAGGAAUUGCAGCAGAGACCUGUGAGAAUUUUGGGAAUCAACACCUGGGAUCUUGCCUUGGAGUUAACRAACUUUGACUGGAGUCUCUUCAAUGCAAUUCAUGAGCAAGAGCUGAUAUACUUCACCUUCAGCAGACAGGGCAGUGCUGAAAACACAGAGAAUCUCAGUCUUCUGCUUCAAAGAUGCAAUGAAGUCCAGCUGUGGGUUGCCACCGAGAUCCUCCUCUGCAGCCAGCUCUGCAAACGUGUACAGCUAGUGAAAAAGUUCAUCAAGAUUGCAGCUCACUGUAAAGCCCAGAGGAAUCUGAAUUCAUUCUUUGCCAUUGUCAUGGGCCUCAACACUGCAUCUGUCAGCCGGCUGUCUCAAACCUGGGAGAAAAUUCCAGGGAAGUUCAAGAAACUUUUCAGUGAGCUGGAGAGUUUAACAGACCCUUCUCUGAAUCACAAAGCCUACAGAGAUGCAUUCAAGAAAAUGAAAUCUCCGAAAAUUCCUUUCAUGCCCUUACUUCUGAAAGAUGUUACAUUCAUCCAUGAAGGAAAUAAAACUUUUCUGGAUAACCUUGUUAACUUCGAAAAGCUGCACAUGAUUGCAGAUACUGUUCGAUCAUUGAGACAUUGCAGAAAUAACCAGUUUGGCAAUGAAGUUCCUUCAAAAGAGCAUCAUGAGCUGAAGCCAUACGUCCAUCACCUGCAUGUCAUCGACAACCAGCAAGCUCUGUUUGAGCUCUCCCACCGGAUAGAGCCGCGAGUGUGAGCGUACGCAGCUUCAUAUAAUCUUGUAACUGCAGCACUUUGAAUCCAGUGAAUGUUUAUGCCAAGCAUGUUGCUUCCCUGUAUAUGGAGAGUUUACUGAGUUUUAUCAGUAGCUCACAUGGCACAGAGGAAAACGGAUCAGAGCAAGAAAAGGAGCUGUUCACRACACUGCAGGGUGAGCCUGGUGCCAUCUCCACUUGUCACCACAGCAGGAGGGAGCAGAGCAGCUGCCUUUGAGCUCGGGAGCUUAGCCUCUGUGAAAAUAUUGUUUGGUCCAGUGUAGCUUUCAGUGCAGAUUCUGGCAGUGUUAGAGCAAAAGGAAGCAUCAUGUCGCUACCGCAAAACAUUUCAGCAAGCAACAUGUCAUGAAGGGAUUUGUAGUUCACCACAGCACGUACCUCGCUAAUUCAAGGCUGCCAGAGUUUUAUUGCCAAAAACACUGUACAAUCCGUGCAGCUUUCCUGAGUCCAACAGAGCGUCUUAUUUGAGAAAAGAGUGGACAGCUACGACUGGGAAUUUAAAAGGCGGUGCGCCAUGUAAGACUCACUAAUGUGUCAUAAUUUGGAGGGCAGAAGCGAACAGUUCAUGCUGUUAUGGUCCCUUAAGAGUCUGCUUUAUAAAACACACUAUCAGAGCUAAUCUACUUUUGUUGCAGUUUAUGGACAGAAUUGWUUGUACACUAAAACUCUUUAUUUUCUCCCUUUUCUCAGUACUAGCUCCCRCAAUUUCCAUGCUGUAAAUCAUUAUAGCAGGAGCUGUUUUSGCCUCUCCCUUGUCUAUUCAGGGGYGAAGCCUAUAUCCCUAUGUACCUAAUAACAUCUUGGAAGUACUCUGUUUUAACUUGCACACACUUCUAGUUCUCAGAGAACAAGUGAGUGCAUCUUACAAGCUACCCAUGUAAUUACCCACCUACACACCAGGCUCUCAGCAUUACAGUCCCUUUAGUACCACUGUCUCUCUCCCACACCCUUUCCCUAGCUAGUUUUGAUGAAGCUAGAAGUAGUACUUACGGGCAUGUUCUGAGAGAGCAUUUCUGAAGUUGAACCUUGGAUACUCACCUCUAAGCACCCUGUCAUCUUAGCUGUGGUCUUCAGCGCUAGGGAGUUUACCCUGAAAUAUAGAUUAUUUUCAGAUACAGUUACACCAGUAAUAGUCACAAGUAUUUCUAGAUAUUGCCACAGGCAGCGUGCAGCGUGCUCCUCUGCUCUGUGCACCAACAUACAGAAAUAGUCCCCUUGUAGAGCAGGGAGGAUGCGAUGCCUCCCUUACCUGUGUCUGUUGUAUAUUUUCCACAUCAGGAAGAAUUCCAAGAAAAUGCUCCCUUACUGAAAUGUGGGCCCCCGGAAGUAGCAUGCUCUUUCAUCGUUGUGUGAACUCUGGUGUAGGGGGAUUUAAGAAAAGCAGCUUUAACAAAUAGUCUGUUGGGAAAUCUGUAGGAUGCAUUCAGUUUUCCCAUCUGUGAAAUAUUGUAUAGAACUAUUGUAAAGGAAACAAUUGUUUCAGAAAUGUAUUUGCUUGUACUUUGUUAUUAUCAAAUACUAUAUGUUUCUUUUCUUUUUUUUUUUUUUUAGAAAAAAAAAAUCUUCUUUUUACCCAGUAAAAAGAAAAACAAAUAAACUCUUGCUGGCCAUGGAGUAAAAAUUUCCUAUGUUCUUCUGUAGAUGUGACUGCACAUAUUGUAAAUAACUCCUUUUGUGCAAACAGACCAAAACUGUUCAGAUCAGGAUACUAGCUGGAGUGGGCUGCCUUUCGCAGUGUGAGAACACAACCCACAAACAGUGCUUGUUUCUUGUUUUGCUGCCGUGCUUCCUCUGGCUACAGCGCUCUCCAAAUCCACCCUGCAUUGCCGGGGCURUUUGCUGGUUCUUGAGCUCCCCCUUGUGAAAUUCUGUUUUUUUGCGGCACAACUUCUGGGAGCCUGAAUGUAAACCUGAUUGUGUGCUUUGGUUCAUAUGGAAUAACUUUAUUCCACAGAUUGUUCUGUUGAAAUCUGUGGAGAUAAGACCAUAGGAAGGUUUCCAGUGUGAGAAAGUGGGCUUGACUCAGUGCACUCAAGGGUUCCCUGCACUCUUGGUUCUGCAGUAGUUUUGSUAGUUAGGGCUAGUGCAACAGCCAGAAAGAAAAAAUAAAAUAAAGAAAUGAAUUAAGAGAGGAGGGGCAAAAAAGAAGAAAAGGAAAAAGACUCGAUGCUCAAGCUUUGGUUUGAAAGUCUGCUAAAGCCAGCUUGAAGGCACCUCACUCUGCCAGUUCUGAAGUACGUUGAUGGGCCAGUUGUGUUCCAGCAGGCUUCAAGCCAGAGCAGGUAUCAGCUCUCUGCACCACUGUAACUAAUACUAACCCAGGUAUUGUCUACUCAUUGCAACUCAUGUAAAGUCUGUUUGAAAGCACAAAGCCAACCUUAACUCUGCACUCGGUGUCCUGGCUGAUUGGACURUUUUUCAAAGCAUUACAAACCAGUUUUCAUAGUGGCCUUUGCUGUUUAGAUAAAACUUUCAGGUCUGAGGGGCCAACUUGGGUGUAUGGAUUUCACACUGAGAAUGUGGAUCUUUUAACUCCAUAAACUAUCUAGACAUUUAACUCUAUAAAAAUAAAGAAAAGCUGAAUUCAGUUCAUGUGCCUAACAAAUAAAGGCCUAUCAGUGUCUCCAUUUGACAGCUAAAGUAUUGCAGAGCUGGACUUCAGGCUGGCAAGCAGAUUGAAGAUGUGAUGUGUGAGAGGAAAGUCAGAACUAAAUCCUGUGAAAGGGAGGGGAAUGCUAUAAUGCCUCUCCCAUGUUCACAAUUGGCAAUACUGUGGUUUUUAAUCAUACUUACCUCCCCAGUAGCACAGUUAUGUUGCAUAAAAUCCAUGAAUCUCUUAAAUUCUGUCGGCCACAGUCACACCUGGGAUUAUAUUUUCUGCAUGUUUUCUUGAGUAGCUAGGAGGAGUAAUGAGACAAAACAAAGUAGAAAGCUGGGUCACUCUGUAGUGCUUUGAUGUGGGAUUUUUCUGCAUCAAAUUUAGAUGCUUCCAUGACACACAUCCUUUUGAUUCCAGCCCCAUCUCAAAUAGUACUAAAUUCCAUUUGCAUGACAGUGGCAA
Molecule: messenger RNA, 4578 nt
Organism: Nothoprocta perdicaria
Lineage: Eukaryota; Metazoa; Chordata; Aves; Tinamiformes; Tinamidae
Product: rap guanine nucleotide exchange factor 5
Exons: 16
Coding region: 89-1498 (469 amino acids)
Biological process (GO): Ras protein signal transduction; positive regulation of GTPase activity
Cellular component (GO): plasma membrane
Molecular function (GO): guanyl-nucleotide exchange factor activity
Source: RefSeq, a predicted model, not a curated record